AUGAUUAGCAUCCAGGACGCUGCCGUGCCAGAGAUUGUCUCAUCGCACGUCAAGUCUGGCAGCAGUGGCAACGGAUCCCCGAACGGCGACGAUAACGAUAUGUGGCGAUCCCUGGACGAACUCAUAGGGCCAUCUAACGAAGUAUGCCACAUGGCAAUUUUGCGCGACAAUCAGUUCGGAGACGUCACCUUGAAUAUUGGUGGCGGUGCGGCUCAAACAGACGACGAACAUUCAAGAUGCGGGAACGAAGGAGACCGUGAGAUUCAGAUGGACGCAACAGAUAUUGCCGACCUCUUGACGAUGUCCACCGCUCCCAGCUCCGAAUUGGACGAAGCUGAGGUUGCGGAGACUCCAGCCAAGACCAUCGUCAUCAAUUCCGACCUCGCCGCGAUAUACUCCCCCGUCUUUCGUGCCAUGUUGCGGACAAACUUCGCUGAGUCAAAAGUCAACAAUAGCCGGGAUAACUGGGUCGUGAACCUACCAGAUGACAAUGUCGAGCCGCUGUUCUUCGUCUUGUCCAUGAUUCAUGGCCGAUGGGAGAACAUACCGGCAAAGAUAUCCGUCGAUGAGUUGCAUGAUCUUCUGCUUACGGCAGACAAGUACGACAUGAUGCGAAUCUUUCUACCAUGGUACUUGCACUGGACGGCCAGCUAUCAGUUUUUGGAGUGGCGUCCAUGGGAUUGGUGUGUCAUGAGCCUGCCACACGUGGAUCUCCUCCUCUGGAUUGCUUGGGAAACUCGGAUGAGGGCAGAUUUCGAAACCAUCAUGUUUAGAAUGAGCUACUGGUAUCGCGUCAACGACAAAGGCGAGCUGUUGGGUUUUGAUGGUCUGCCCUUGCAACUUCGAGGUACCUGGAACACCGACGAGGUCAUGAAAACCAUUUCUCAAUGGAGGCAGAGAGGAGUCGAUUACGUACACCACAUCUUCCACGAGGACAUUACGCGUGACAUCCAGCACUCUGCAUGCACUCGCUACAUGUAUAGAACGUGUAAGGCGAGCUGUGUUGAAACGAUUGUUCACAUCUACAAUGCCGUAGGUAUUGGCAGUGCUCCCAUGCUGCGGGCUCACACCGGCAACUUAGCGGAUCUGGUGAGAAUAAUGUGGGAUGUCGGCGAGAAAGUGCUCCAGAGUCCGCAUUGCGACAAUGUUCGCGACAACAUCUUUAGGGUUGAGGAAGAAUUUCAACUCGAAGUUGACAACUAUAUGUGGGGGCUCGUGACUCUGGCUGGAAGGAACAAUUCCAGACCCUUCCGCCGCCGUGUGCCGCCGUCAGAUGGGUGUAUUGGGCGCGAAUAA
Messenger RNA from Colletotrichum gloeosporioides, 1296 nucleotides. RefSeq lists its product as uncharacterized. The transcript is spliced from 2 exons. The record is from RefSeq and is a predicted model, not a curated record. Bases 1 to 1296 code for a protein of 431 amino acids. Lineage: Eukaryota; Fungi; Ascomycota; Sordariomycetes; Glomerellales; Glomerellaceae.